This is a messenger RNA of Quercus lobata, 1774 nucleotides long. RefSeq names its product deoxyhypusine synthase (gene DHS). The coding region runs from base 353 to 1465 and encodes 370 amino acids. Gene Ontology annotation, biological process: peptidyl-hypusine biosynthetic process. Gene Ontology annotation, cellular component: cytoplasm. The transcript has 7 exons. Gene Ontology annotation, molecular function: deoxyhypusine synthase activity. NCBI's taxonomy places the organism in Eukaryota, Viridiplantae, Streptophyta, Magnoliopsida, Fagales, Fagaceae. The record is from RefSeq and is a predicted model, not a curated record.
UCUCCCAUUGUGGCGCAAAUCAAAAUCUAAAGGCCCAGUCAGUUGCAAAGCAAACGCAAAUCACCGUUCUCCACAAUCCAACAGCUGCAGCUUCAACACUACUCCACGGUCAAGGGUACGGUUCGAGCUUAAAAAAGAAAGAAUAGAAAGCUAUAAUUAAAAAAGGCAAGGAAAUAAAACAAAAAAAAAAAAAAAAAGUUAGAGAGAGAGGGUUGUUUUUUUUUCGAGUUUUACUAACAUUUUUUGCUAAACCCUAAACGCAACCCUCCCUCUCAUUUUUCUCCAAUUGAAAAUUUGGUGGCCGCUGCAACGUUCCUCUCUUUUCUUCUCCGAUUGCAGAAAGUAGAAAACAAUGGGGGAAGCAAUGAAGGAAGAUCUCAAUCUCAUGUCAUCUGUGCACUCGACGGUUUUCAAACAAUCAGAAAACCUAGAGGGACAAUGUAUUAAGAUCGAGGGUUACGAUUUCAAUCAAGGAGUCAACCACUCUCAGCUUCUCAAGUCCAUGGUUUCCACCGGCUUUCAAGCUUCCAAUUUGGGAGACGCCAUUGAAGUUGUUAAUCAAAUGCUAGAUUGGAGGCUUGCGGACGAGAGUGUAGCGGAAGAUUGUAGCGAGGAGGAGAGAGACCCGUCGUACCGAAAGUCCGUGAGGUGCAAAGUUUUCCUGGGUUUUACUUCAAAUCUUACGUCUUCCGGUGUUAGGGACGUGGUUCGCUAUCUUGUUGAGCAUCAUAUGGUUGAUGUAGUGGUUACAACAGCUGGUGGUAUUGAGGAAGAUCUGAUAAAAUGCCUUGCGCCCACAUAUAAAGGUGACUUUUCUUUACCUGGAGCCUAUUUAAGAUCAAAAGGACUGAACCGCAUUGGUAACUUGUUGGUUCCUAACGACAACUACUGCAAAUUUGAGGAUUGGAUAAUUCCGAUUUUUGACCAGAUGUUGAAAGAACAAACUGAAGAGAAUGUAUCAUGGACACCAUCGAGGUUGAUUGCUCGCUUGGGAAAAGAAAUUAAUAACAAGAGUUCAUACCUCUACUGGGCAUACAAGAACAACAUUCCAGUUUACUGUCCAAGCCUAACAGAUGGCUCACUAGGGGACAUGUUGUACUUCCAUUCCUUCCGCAGCCCUGGUCUGAUCGUUGACAUAGUUCAAGACAUUAGAGCCAUAAAUGGUGAAGCAGUACAUGCGAAUCCUAGGAAGACUGGCAUGAUAAUUCUUGGUGGGGGGCUCCCCAAGCAUCACAUUUGCAAUGCCAAUAUGAUGCGUAAUGGUGCAGAUUAUGCCGUGUUCAUUAAUACUGCACAAGAGUUCGAUGGGAGUGACUCUGGAGCUCGUCCUGAUGAGGCUGUAUCAUGGGGGAAAAUACGAGGUUCUGCUAAGACUGUUAAGGUACAUUGUGAUGCAACCAUUGCUUUCCCUCUACUGGUUGCAGAAACAUUUGCCUCAAAAGAGAAAGAAUUCCAUCAAGAAUAAGGCUUCACACAAUUUUUCGCAAGGUGUGGAUUCAUUUAUCACUGUAUUCUUACUGCUCUUGGUAGCUGAAAAAUAGAAAAUCCAUUCAACAGCCAAGACCACGUCUCUAGCAAGAUCAGGUUUCUUGAUGAUUAACCCUAAAAUAUGUACUGUGGUGAUGGGGUUGGGAGGGGGGCUUUGGAUAUGCUAAUGUAUGGUCAGGAAUAUAAUGGCCUUUAAAAUGAUUUAUUUGUAUUUCUCCUGAAUCGUUCUGAUUGGCUUUAUGGACCUAUAUUUGUCUUGAAUUAAAAAGACAUGGAGUUAACUUGC